CAUCGAUUCACCAGAUCGCUUCGAUUCCACCCACGGGCCAUGAGCAAUGGGUAGCGAAAGCCCUCGUGUCCGGGUGCUCACGCACUUCUCUGAGCACGGCACCGCGCCACGCUGGGUUCUGGGCCCCGCACCCAGCUGGAGUCCGCGGAAGACUGGGCAGCGCUUCGCGGGCGAGCAGGAGACCUCACCUGGCCCUGGCAGAUACAGCCCAAGCAAGAGCAAGGGACUCCAACCUUCGUGGGGCUUUGGCAGCGGCGACCGGGAGUGGAAUCAUUUGCCUCACGACUACUGGCCUCAAACCACUGGCGCAUCGCCCGACCUCUACAGCAAGCAGGCGCCGGUGAAGCAGCGACCGCGGUCCUUUGGGCGUGCGGUACGGCAGUUCAAGUUUGAGAUCCCCGACACUCCGGGCCCGGGGAAAGUGACCUUGGACAUCGACGUGGAGCAUCCGCGCUACCCCGCGUAUAGCCUCGGCGGCAAGAACGAGUUCUUCUGGGCCACUUAUGCGACCCCUCCCUCCGGUGGCCGGAUGGCGCAAAGCAGCCAUGAUGUCGCCGAGACGCCUGGACCGAGUGACUACACCGUUCGACGCCCGGCACCCCCGCCGGUCGACCCCGCGGCGUCCCCGCGCCCGGCCACGCGCGACGCGCUGGGCGGGUCCUCCGCGCGGCCGUGGCAAGCGAGCUCCGCGGUGCGGAGGUCGCCCUUUGGGGAUCGACCUUCACCAGGGCCAGGGCACUACGAGACGACCUGUCGUCCAAAGGCCACCAGCACUUCGCCGCGCAAGUCUGCCCGGAGUCGUCUCCGUCCACGCAGUGCCCAUGGUGCUUUGCCGCGGAUGCCGCGCGGGGCGACACCUGGGCCGCAGUGUCCGCCAUAUACUCAGUUCGACCAGCUGGCCGAAAAUUGGGCCAAGUGAGCUUCCCGCAGAACACCGCUCGGCUGGAUGUACAGCACGUCGCGAGAUGUGACGAGGCCGACAUAGCAGCCGCGCAGAUCAACUGCCUCAG
This is a messenger RNA of Durusdinium trenchii, 1010 nucleotides long. Lineage: Eukaryota; Dinophyceae; Suessiales; Symbiodiniaceae. The record is from the annotation of a GenBank genome assembly.